UAUCUAUAAGGGAAUUCGGGCCCCUACGUGAGAAGCUCGCAGCGGGUGGUUGCAGGAGUUCCCUGAGGAGAGGGGAUCCUCCGUGACUCAGACCCCCAUCGAAAAGCUCUCGAUUUCACGCAACCAACCUUACCCUCGUCCCCAACAAAAUCCUUGAUUUUAGCCCUGGGAAAAUUAGCGUAGGUGGUCAUGACCCCGGGUUCUUCUUUAAAAGCCCUCAGAACCUGGACCGGGCUCCUCAACGAACCCCAGUGUUAGAAGCCACAAGUCAGGAAUCGAGGUCGGGGAGCGGCUCUUUAGGGUGCAUCACUGUUCAGGAUGCACCAGGGCUCCUUUUUCUAAGCAGAAGGGUGCGCCCCGCAAAUUGGGAGCCCGUUAGUUUUGGGGAAGGGUGAACAAGGGCCCCCUGGGUCUGGAGGACCUUAUGGAGUCUUGCUUAAGUCUUAGUACGGACCCCAGGUUUAGGAAUUCGGAAUGUGUUUUGGUUUUGAAGGACUUCCGAGUUUGACAAUAUCGUGGUUGGGUCUGUGUUAGAUGAUUUAUUGGUUUGGGCUUUGAAUCUUCAGCUUGAGGUUCAACAGGUUUUUGGGGGCUGGCGGCGUUCUCCUGCUCUCGGUUUGGGGUGAGAGCAGCCUUCCUAACGGUCUUCGGGAACUGUGCGCGCCGGCUGCAAUGGGGCCACAUUUUACCCUCCUGUGUGCGGCGCUGGCCGGUUGCUUGCUUCCUGCCGAGGAGUGUGUUAUGUGUGACCCGUCUGUCGUGCUGGCGCUAAAGUCCCUGGAGAAAGAUUAUCUGCCUGGCCAUCUGGACGCGAAGCAUCACAAAGCCAUGAUGGAAAGGGUAGAGAAAGCCGUGAAGGAUUUCCAGGAACUGUCGCUUAAUGAGGAUACCUAUAUGGGGGUCGUUGACGAGGCCACACUGCAAAAGGGGUCCUGGAGUUUGCUGAAGGAUCUGAAACGCAUCACAGACAGUGAUGUAAAAGGUGAUCUCUUCGUGAAGGAGCUAUUUUGGAUGUUGCACUUGCAAAAGGAAACCUUUGCCACCUAUGUUGCUCGAUUCCAAAAAGAGGCUUAUUGUCCCAACAAAUGUGGUGUGAUGUUGCAAACUCUGAUUUGGUGCAAGAACUGCAAAAAGGAGGUUCACGCUUGUCGAAAGUCCUACGAUUGUGGGGAGCGCAAUGUGGAGGUUCCUCAAAUGGAAGAUAUGAUCCUGGACUGUGAGUUAAACUGGCAUCAGGCUUCUGAAGGCCUCACUGAUUACAGCUUUUACAGGGUUUGGGGGAACAAUACGGAGACUUUGGUGUCCAAGGGGAAAGAGCCCACCCUGACCAAGUCCAUGGUGGGUCCAGAGGAUGCAGGCAGCUACCGCUGCGAGCUGGGCUCUGUGAAUUCCAGCCCAGCCACGGUCAUCAAUUUUCGCGUCACAGUGUUGCCCAAAAGGGUCGAGGAGGAAAAACCGUCCCCAAAUAUCGUAACCCCGGGGGAGGCGACCACGGAGUCGUCCAAUACCCUCCAGCCUCUGAAGCCCGAGAAAAUGCUGAAAGGCCGCCUUCUGGGGCUGCUGAUCUGGGGCUCCCUAGCACUGAUAACCGGCAUUACCUUUGCGAUAUUUUGUCGAAGGAAGGUGAUCGAUUUCAUCAAGUCCUCACUGUUUGGCCUUGGCAGUGGAGUGGCCGAGCAACCCCAGGUCCCAAAAGAAAAAGCCACAGAUUCGAGGCACCAAUAAAGAUUUAUCUUGUUGUCUAAGCA
Molecule: messenger RNA, 1748 nt
Organism: Macaca mulatta (Rhesus monkey)
Lineage: Eukaryota; Metazoa; Chordata; Mammalia; Primates; Cercopithecidae
Source: RefSeq, a predicted model, not a curated record